AUGCAAACGGCACUGUUGCCGCUGCUGCUGCCACUGCUGGAGCUGUGGUUGCCACAGGUUGGGGCAGCGUCCGGUGCUGCCGCAAACGCGCGCAUUGUGGGCGGCACGCCGGUGGACAUUGGCAGUGUGCCAUAUUUGAUCAAUUUGCGCCUGAACGGCGGCUUCAUUUGCGGUGGUGCGCUGGUCAAACCCACUCACGUGAUUACCGCCGCCCACUGUGUGAAGGGAGUGGCUGCUAGCAAAUUGCUUGUGGUUGGCGGCGCCACUCUGCUCAGCGAACCGGGUGUGCAACGCACAGUUGCCAAGGUUUACGUUCCCAAGUCUUACAACGGGCGGACCCUCCACUAUGAUGUGGCUGUGCUCAAGCUGACCUCGCCUCUGACUGGCAACAAAAUUGGGACCAUCGGACUGUGCAACUCAUCGUGGAAUGUGGGUGAUCUGGUCAAGAUUUCGGGUUGGGGUCAGGUUACGGAACGCAGCCAAACUGUCUCCUUGCAUGUACGCAGCGCCGAAGUGGCUCUCGUUUCACGCAAGAGCUGCAUUAGUCAGUACAGGCUGCGGGGAACCAUCACCAGCACCAUGUUCUGCGCCUCAGUGCCGGGCGUUAAGGAUGCUUGCGACGGUGACUCUGGUGGCCCGGCCGUCUACCAAAACAAACUUUGUGGAAUUGUUUCGUGGGGAAUCGGUUGUGCCCAACGCAAAUCUCCAGGUGUUUACACCAAUGUGAAGACUGUUAGGACAUUUAUCGACAAAGCUUUGGGCAUGUAAGGGGAGGACCCUCUCCAUUUAA
Messenger RNA from Scaptodrosophila lebanonensis, 790 nucleotides. RefSeq names its product seminase. The record is from RefSeq and is a predicted model, not a curated record. The transcript has a single exon. Gene Ontology annotation, biological process: proteolysis. Gene Ontology annotation, molecular function: serine-type endopeptidase activity. The coding region runs from base 1 to 768 and encodes 255 amino acids. NCBI's taxonomy places the organism in Eukaryota, Metazoa, Arthropoda, Insecta, Diptera, Drosophilidae.